AUGGCCUGCAACAGCCUCUGCCGUCCCUGCGUACCCAGCCCGCUGGCCAACAGCUGCAACGAGCCCUGUGCCCUGCAAUGCCAGGAUUCCCGCGUCAUCAUCAACCCUUCCCCUGUGAUGGUCACCCUGCCAGGACCCAUCAUGACCUCCUUCCCCCAGAACACCGCCGUCGGAUCCACCUCCUCGGCUGCUCUGGGCACUGAGCUCAAUGCCCAGGGACAGCCCAUCUCUGGCGGAUUUGGCUUUGGCCUUGGCUACGGCCUGGGAGGCCUGGGCUGCUAUGGCAGAAGGGGCUAUGGCUCCAUCUGCUAA
Messenger RNA from Melospiza georgiana, 312 nucleotides. Its product is annotated as feather beta keratin-like. The transcript has a single exon. Gene Ontology annotation, cellular component: intermediate filament. Gene Ontology annotation, molecular function: structural constituent of cytoskeleton. Bases 1 to 312 code for a protein of 103 amino acids. The record is from RefSeq and is a predicted model, not a curated record. Lineage: Eukaryota; Metazoa; Chordata; Aves; Passeriformes; Passerellidae.